Teleopsis dalmanni is the source of this 843-nucleotide messenger RNA. RefSeq names its product acid-sensing ion channel 5-like. The record is from RefSeq and is a predicted model, not a curated record. Bases 1 to 843 code for a protein of 280 amino acids. Gene Ontology annotation, cellular component: membrane. The transcript has 4 exons. Gene Ontology annotation, biological process: sodium ion transmembrane transport. NCBI's taxonomy places the organism in Eukaryota, Metazoa, Arthropoda, Insecta, Diptera, Diopsidae. Gene Ontology annotation, molecular function: ligand-gated sodium channel activity.
AUGUCGUCGUUAAAAUUUCGCGCAACAGUAGUUGAUAUUAAAUCAACAUCCAACGCUGUCUGGUGGAUUAAGAAUCCCACAGAAACAUGGGUGCGAGGCAUUCGGCACAAGCAACAGAGUCAACGUAAGCAAUCUGAACAUGCAUCCUUGUGUCAUGAUUUGGCAGAUUUAUUUCGCAACAUAUCCUUGCACGGCUAUGCAAAUUUGAUAAUAACACAGCACAGCGUUUGGGAGAAAUUAAUUUGGCUGGCGGUGCAUGCGACAACCUUGUUUGCUUUGCUGACAGUGCUUCUGCUUACCUGGGAGCAAUUCGUAGCUCAAUACUUCGCUAUCAAUUUACACGAUCCACUUUAUGCAGUCGAAAAUGUGCCAUUUCCGGCUGUCUCCAUUUGCUCCAACAAUAGAAUUUCCCAACAAGAGGCUAUGACAUAUGCAAAUCAAUUACAUAAAAGUGAUCCAUCGAAUCGUUCAGUAGUUUAUUUUUUGGAAAGUAUUCAACUAUUAAACAAUCUCUACGUUAAACAUGGAGAAACAAUUAACACUGAAGCUUUAACCAACUUUCAAGCUUUCUUGGAUACUCAUGAUGCAUGGAAUAAUGAUGCUUUUUAUGAUACCCGAAGAUUUAUGAGAAUGUUAGCACCAGCCUGUAAAAAUUUCAUAUUGGAAUGCAAAUUGGCGGAGAAAAAUAUUGAAUGUUUCAGUAAAGUUGCCUUUGAAGAGAGUUUAACCAUGUUCGGACCGUGUUGCACAUUCAAUCUAAAUGAUUCGUAUGUUUUUACUAUAUACAAUAUACAUAUAGAUAUUGAUAUACACACAACCAUCUAUACAUAUGUAUAUAAUUAA